GUGAAAUUACCCCGCCCCUUGAUAAUGAAACCACCCUCAAAUGAAGCACUGGAUGGCCUGUCCAUACCAAAGAAGAUUGCUCCAUCGCUGUCGUUUCUGACCACUCUAUAUUAUAGGACAGCAGUUUUCGCCCUGCAAAAGAUCGUCAUACGGCCUAUCCUUUUCGUGCAAUGGCUUCUUGCAUAUAUCAAACCACCGGCAGUCCGGCCGGAUCUUGUGAAGACUUAUGGCAGUCAUCGACAUCUACCCAUUCGCAUCUUCUUCCCCAAAUCCUAUGACCCCAGGACCCCCCGUCGUCUUCCAACUCUCUUCACUAUUCAUGGAGGAGGAUUCGUCGUGGGCAAGCCCGAUGACAACGAUCAUUGGAACUCGAAAUUCGCAUCCACACAAUCCACAGUCGUUAUAGCCCUUAAUUAUUCCAAAGCCCCUGGUACACCAUUCCCCGGCCCCAUCUAUGAGCUUGAGGCUCUCUGCCUUGCUGUUCUCGACGACCCGGCUCUAUCUUUACACAUCGAUGUCUCACGCAUAGCCCUGCUCGGUUGGUCCGCCGGUGGGAAUCUGGCUCUGGCUGUCUCUCAGCUUCCGUCCAUCCAUGACCAUCUAAUUGCUGUCGUUGCUAUGUACCCUGUGGCGGACUUCUCUACAGAGGAUGCCCAAAAGGCCAACACGAGGCGGUAUAAGCCGUCUCUGGGUGGAUUUCGCGCGGCUCAAACUGACUACCUCCGCAACAUGGCACCUAUUUUCAAUUGGGCCUACUUGCCUUUCCAGCAGGAUCUGUGUGAUCCGUUGUUGAGUCCUGUUUUUGCAGCCAGAGAUGCGCUACCGCGGCGAGUAUUCGUGAUAGGUUGCGAGAUGGAUAUGCUGGCGCAUGAAGCGUGGCGGUUAGUAAGUAAGCUCGCUGAGCGGAAGGUUCCAGACCUGAAUGAGGCAGUAGGCCGGGAAGCGGUGGCAGACAAGCAAGGGCAGCUUGUUUUGGACGACGAAAGGUUUCACUGGGAGACACAACUUGGGGAGGGUAAUGAAAAGGCUACUUACAGAUGGCUGCUAGUGCCAGAUAUGAUUCACGGCUUCGAUCAACAAAUUGGCAGGAUGGUCAAGGAUCCCGGGUUGAUGGAAGAUGCAGGGGCAAGGACAAAAGAGUGCAUGCAGCUAAUCGGGGAUUGGGUAUUCCCAUCCCCAAGCUCAUGAACUCGGACAGAUUUUAUGGAAACUAUUACUCAAGAAAUUCGUGGAAAUGGAGGCUCUACAG
Molecule: messenger RNA, 1249 nt
Organism: Ilyonectria robusta
Lineage: Eukaryota; Fungi; Ascomycota; Sordariomycetes; Hypocreales; Nectriaceae
Product: Alpha/Beta hydrolase protein
Exons: 2
Coding region: 25-1188 (387 amino acids)
Molecular function (GO): hydrolase activity
Source: RefSeq, a predicted model, not a curated record